AGUAUCAACAUCAGUGUAAACUAAGUCCGUUAAAAGUCGCGAUUAAAAAUAGUUAUAAACAUUGUUUACUCAAGAAUAUUAUCACACAAGAUUACAAAAUAAGUGUUAUAGUGUUGGAGAUAUUAAUAAACGUGAAAACUGCACAUUACACUACAUCAAAGAAGAAAGUUAAUUAACAACAUUUUGAGGUUAGACCAUAGACGUACUUCACAAGUGAUAAAUAUUUGGCCAUUUUGACAACUAGCGACUGACAUCUGACGUAUACGCCAGUGUUGCAAGUGUUGAAAAAUAAUCUGUUACUUCCGCUACUGUUACGUUUCGUUUCAAGCAAACUCCCUAAAAAUGGAUGCGCAGUUCCAACUUUUGUUCGACAAAAUGAAAAUAGAAAUGCAACAUCAAUCUAAGGAACUUAAGGAAUCUAUUACUGAUAACAUAAUGACUAGAAUGGAAGAAAAAUUAAUUCCUUUAGUAGAAGAAAAUAAAAACUUGAAAUUAAAAAUAGAAAGUCAGGAAAAAGAGAUAGAAUAUUUAAAAAGAGAAAAGAGGCGAAACAAUAUCAUUAUAUUUGGCAUGGCGGAAACAGAAAAUUCCUCUUUGGAUUUAAUAAAUAAUAUUAAGAAAACUUUUAGAAGUGACAUAAAUGUUGAUAUUGAAGAAAAUGGAAUUAACAAUAUAUAUCGAAUAGGAAAGAAGAAUAGAGAAGGAAAUAAAACGAGGCCCAUCCUAUGUUCGUUCGUAAACGGAUGGAAAAAGAGAGAAAUUAUGGAAAAUAAGAAGAGUUUCAGGGAUAUUUAUGUCACCGAAGACUAUUCAAAGGAAGUUUUAGCGAAAAGGAAAGCUUUACAGACAGAAUUAGCAGACGAAAGGAAGAAGGGGAAGGUAGCAUUUUUGAGAUAUGAUAAGCUUGUAGUAAAGGGAAACAAAACAAAUAAUGACAAAAGAAAACGAGAAAUUUCUUCUUCACCGCAUUCAGACAUUCAAUCCAAGAAACAACAAACCACCCUACCUUUUAAAGCUAGUAGAACUAACGCAUUUGAUGUUACAAGAAACAGAUCCAACUCUCUUACUAACCUUCCUAUAAAUAAACAACAAUAGCA
Molecule: messenger RNA, 1097 nt
Organism: Bicyclus anynana (squinting bush brown)
Lineage: Eukaryota; Metazoa; Arthropoda; Insecta; Lepidoptera; Nymphalidae
Exons: 1
Coding region: 343-1095 (250 amino acids)
Source: RefSeq, a predicted model, not a curated record